Molecule: messenger RNA, 242 nt
Organism: Dicrocoelium dendriticum
Lineage: Eukaryota; Metazoa; Platyhelminthes; Trematoda; Plagiorchiida; Dicrocoeliidae
Source: the annotation of a GenBank genome assembly
AUGUUUGCUAACCCACUGCAGGUGAAUUGGUCUGCAGACUACGAACCAUACGUCAUGAUUCAACGAAACGCAGUCAGGUUCGACGAAACUUUCGCUGGAUUCGGUUGGAAUAAAGCCUCCUUCUUUAUGGCUCUAGACGUGCAACAUUAUAGGUUCACAGUGUUACCUGGUGUCUUUCUACUGCAUCUUCCUCAUCCCCCCAGCAUCGAAGUUUUACGAUAUCGGACGAAUGUGUUAUAUCG